Molecule: messenger RNA, 3308 nt
Organism: Phytophthora nicotianae INRA-310
Lineage: Eukaryota; Oomycota; Peronosporomycetes; Peronosporales; Peronosporaceae
Exons: 1
Coding region: 100-2895 (931 amino acids)
Biological process (GO): chloride transmembrane transport
Molecular function (GO): chloride channel activity
Source: RefSeq, a predicted model, not a curated record
CAACUUCAGAAAUGACCUUGAAGGUCUACCGCACCUGAGAUCCGACACAGCCGCCAGAGAAUCCCUCGCCGGCUGGAGCGCGCAGACCGAUCCCCAACGAUGGAAGACGACGACUCUACGCCUGAGGUGACGUCCGCACCGAUCAACGGCCCAGAACAGGGACGCAGGGAGCGUCACCUCUCGUCGGGUGCCAUGAACCUGGCGCUUCAGGACGACCAGUGGACCUUCGAGUCACCUGUGUCACAGCAGCCAGGCCAGCCGUUGGUAGUGCGGCCCGGAACUUACCGUUACCUGAAGGGUGCGGAGCUGGAGGGGGUUACCUACGACUUUGCCAUCGUUACUCGUAGGCACACGAGCAAGAAAAAGGAGAAUAACGCAUCCAUUAACAUUGAUGUGACUGUGGAUAUUAGCACUGGAGUGGAAGGCAGUCUCAUUGAGAAACUGGUGGCCAGUGGUCUGGAUGUGGACGUGCUGGAAGGAGACUUUAGCCAAGUGGAAACUGACGGCAAGAAGACCAGCAAGUACUUUGUACUGCUGAUCCGUGGGAACGACGAGGCGCUAGCAAUCUAUGGACGGAGGCUGAGAUUCCAGACGUGGCUGCGCAGUGGCAACUCGCGCGAAGUGGACUCGGUAGUGCAGAGUAGUCCUAUUGUCACCCCAGCUGAGAGAAUCCAAGUGAUCGACCAUAUUAUCCGAGAAACAGCCAAGAUUACCAAAGACCACCCCAACGUGCGAUCCAUUUUUCCCGUUCACGACCCAGCUACCAACCGAUACUUGUUAAAAACGUUCAUUGGGACCCAAAAGCUUGAGUUUCUGUCGGAGAGCUUCUUGCGUAAAGUGAGAGCUCAUUUUGGAGAGAAAGUCGGAUACUACUUCGCGUUCAUGGAUUUCUACAACAAGGCGCUGGUGCCGAUCGCGUUGUUAGGUGUACUAUUGACGUGUCUGCGUGGUGUUAUGGGUACUCCCGUGUACAUGCGCGUGCUUGUGGGCUGGGCAGUGCUUAUUUCGGUGGUCUGGAGCUUCGGGUUCCUCAAGGCAUGGUCUCGUCGCAAUAACGAACUCAACCACAUGUGGGCGAACAAUAUCGACACCCACACAAUUGUGUAUCGUAACCCGAAAUUUCGUGGUGAAGCGUUUGUGAAUCCCGUCACGGGUUUACCGGAUCAAUACUAUCCGAGCUGGAAACGGUAUCCCAAGUACCUGGCGGUGGUGACCUUCAUGAUUGUGCAGAUCUCGAUCAUGAUGUUUAUUAUUGCUAUUUGGAUUACCGCGUUUGAAGUGCUGAAAGUGCGUUACCCGGACAGAGGAAUCUUCUCGGCGCAGUGGUUCUACAUCCUUGGCGGCGGUAUCCUGUACGGUUUGUUCGUUGAUAUUAUCCAGUGGAGUGUGAUUGUGACGAAGGCUGCGCGUAUGUUCACUGAGUGGGAGAACUGGAAGACCAUUGAACAGUUCGAGAAGUCUAUGAUUCGGAAACUCUUCCUCAUGGAUUUCCUCAACUACUACACGUGGUUCUUCCUGCUGGCUUUCGUGUAUGUGAUUCCUGGUGCUGGUGAUACGAUCACCAACUUUCUCAACACGCUGAUCUGGAAGGACCCAGCCAACUGCUGCUUUGGACCGUAUAUGGAUCGUUCGGGCGCGUAUUGCGACUCCUGUCCACCAGCAUGGAAUGAGAUGGGGCUACGUGAAACACGUUGUAUUCCGUGUCGUGGAUGGGUAACCUUCGAUAUCAACCACCUCGACUUGGAGACUCUUUUCCUUACACCCAUCAUCAUUACUCAAUUGCUGAACCUCCUCAUUGCUGUCGCCGUUCCAUGGAUUCACCGCAAGCACUACGAACAGCGACUACGUGGAACUGAUCGCAAGGUUAUGGCUAUGGUUAAAGCACAAGGAGAACGCCACCUGCUCGCGGAAAUGUCAUAUCGGACUGAAGACUCCGAUGACGCACACAGUCACGAUGUGAGUGAUCGCAGCAGCACUAUUGACCGUAGUAGUAACAACCUCGCUCAUCUUCUGAAUCGAUCGUCGGCACGGUAUUUGGAGAACAGUGAGCGUGAGGUGGAGCUGCUAAAUGCGAAGGUGCGCGCAAUUCUGUUUGAAAGCGAGCAGGAAAACUACGACCCGUAUGAUGACUACCACCACAUGACAGUGCAGUUCGGCUUCGUGGUCAUGUUUUCGAUGCUGUGGCCGCUCAUGCCUGCUGCUUGCAUGAUUGUAAAUGCCCUCAAGACUCGUGGCGACGGCUUCCGACUGUGCCGAACCAACCGGCGGCCAUUCCCACGCAAAGCCAGCGGCAUCGGCGAGUGGCACAGCAUGCUUCACGUCCUUGCGCUUACUGGCGUGAUUGUCAACAUUGGCCUCAUCUUCAUCUCCACUGGAACCAUGGAGUUUUUCUCGCCGUCUUGCUCGAAGCAGAUCACGUACGCUAUGGGCGGCGAUUUUUCCCAUUACCGCUUCGGUCCAGACUUUGCGUGCUUCUCACUUACCACGCGUAUGGUCAUGAUCCUCGUGAGUGAGCAUUUGUCAUUGUUGUUGAUCUGGUCAUUUUGGAAGAUCAUUCGCAGUGUUCCGGCCAAUGUCCAGCUCGACAUGCUGCGUCAAGAAUACGCCUUCAAGUCCAAACUGUACGAGCGCGCGGAGAAGAAAGCGAAUACAACCGCUGCUUCAUUGGCUGCUUCAGCAGCGCUGCCUGCUCGUGGGGGCGGCAGCACGCAUACCAUGUACUCAACUACGGUGGUGAGUGGGCCGACGACUCCUACCGGAGUCUCGCAACGCGGUGGAGUGUUCGUGGGGUCGACGGAGGAGAAAGAGCCGCUGCUGUCGACCAAGCGGCUGGCACAGGCUUGGGACUUGGCCAAGUCGCCGUCCAAUCCGCACUCAAACCAGGACGAGCCUUGAGAGAGCGGCUGACAUCGACGCAGAUGUCUUAUCUAUGAAUUGCUUAUUCUGCUACACUAGAUUCGUGUGGCUUUAGAGCGUGAAGCGUUGGGCUAGUUGAAGCUGCUAAAUCUCGUGUUUGCCUCCAUGUUUACCAUUGUCGAUUUGCACCUGUUGCGCGGAAUAAGGUGUUGGUUGCUUGGACUUCCAGGCGCCGGAAAAUGGUGUCGGAAGAACGGAUUACAGCUGGAUCGCAUGAACAUGGUCGUCCUCGUUCCUCGUAGCGCACCACGGUAUACGCUGACGUGGUGAACCUUGUGGUCUAAUCGACACUCGCGUAGUAAUAUAGUGCUACUGAACGUAGUAAUUAUCUGUAUUAAGGUCAUUUCUGUAUUUCCGGUAUGCCUCUCACUAGAAAUAUAGUAUUGCUACCA